Molecule: messenger RNA, 10484 nt
Organism: Salvelinus sp. IW2-2015
Lineage: Eukaryota; Metazoa; Chordata; Actinopteri; Salmoniformes; Salmonidae
Gene: wnk2
Product: WNK lysine deficient protein kinase 2
Biological process (GO): negative regulation of sodium ion transport; protein phosphorylation; intracellular signal transduction
Cellular component (GO): cytosol; cytoplasm
Molecular function (GO): protein serine/threonine kinase activity; potassium channel inhibitor activity; ATP binding
Source: RefSeq, a predicted model, not a curated record
GCGUGGGUUUGAGUCUUAAAAUUGGCCUGUCUCCUUGCCAUAGAAAGUGUAAUUCGAGAGAGACAUGGCACAAAUACUGUCCGAACGAACGGUGAGAUGCUCUGAGCACAUGCUCUGGGAGAAAACUGUGCCGCAGUGAGCAACCAAUUUGAUCUGAUCAGCGCUUUUACUCCGCACCCGGACACCGCUCAACAGAGGAACUGCCCCCCCAGCGGRGUGCUGCGCAUAGGGGGCGAUGCAAUGGGGGCGAUGCUGUGAUGUGGAGGUCACACUUCUCUGACUUCAUUCUGCUUUUCAAACGAUAAAUAACCGUAAUACAUGCGCAAUAAACAGCUACUGGAUCGACUAGCCUACGAUUACAGUGGUCACAGCUGCUCACCUGACAGUUGCAUGUGAUGGGUAUUUUGAGUGAUUAGAGAGAAACAGGGAACUAUCCUUGCCCGACAACCGUGAGUGUUCAUCGUAGCARUUCUACCUACCACGAGUWSUACAGCCURCACUGUAACCAAUUYGAUCAGUUGAUGAAACAAAGUCGCAAUAAACGAAGGCUUUACCGAAACUGCAUAUGAUAGCAAUUAAUUACAAUUGUAAUGUAUUAAUGCAACAUUUCAAUUGGCUGUUUGGCUGGCUGGCUUGAYUAAUGAUAAGAUGAGCCGUAUUAAAUCACGCAGUGGCACCAUUGCGACUGUUUUAAGAGUUAUUGUCGUUAUUAAUUGCCGUUUUAUAMAUAUGCUAGAUAUCUCAAGUGAGAUUGGUUUAAGGGAUUGCAUAGCUGCCUAACUGCGUCAGUACAUGCGAACGUUGCAGGUAGCCUAUGCACACCCUCACUGCUGGGGAAGGACCAUGAAAGCAGUAGCCUCUGAAUCUCACCGAUAACUGUCUAAAUAUUUCCCGGGGAUGGAUUCCGGGGAGGACUCGGGCUCGGACGCGCCACUUGGAUCGACAUUCUCCUCGGUUCCCAAUUUAGACUCUGACACCAACGCCAACAUCCGUAUCUAUGAGAACGGUGAAGAGCGGAAUGUUGACAACAUGGAAACUGCGGCGCUAAGAGGGGCAAGCGACCCGAGCGCGUACCCCUUGUCGGAUUACCGGGGACUGGUCCGUCAGAGGUUUAUUCGCAGAAGUUUGUGGUUUUCCGACGCGGACGACCAAGCKUUGGACGCGCCAGAAUGCGUCAACAGUACUCCAAUGCUCAGCGUCCACCUGCGCACCAUCGUGGACCGAACCCGCGCGCUCGGACCUCGCGUGGCUUUCCAGGUCCAGGAGAGCUCGAGCACCGAGAGCCAAGUGGGGCAGAAGGACAGUGCGACUGAGAGUGUGAGCGCGGAUGAAGAGAAGGAGAGGAGCGAGGCCGAGACAAAACCAGACGAUGCAGCUGCACCGUCGCCUGAUACCACCGAGAAAGCGGGGAUUGACGAGAACGAGGAUGAGAACGAGAUAAAAGCYGUGUCCACCUCACCCGGGGGCCGGUUUCUCAAGUUCGAUACUGAGAUCGGGAGAGGGUCAUUUAAGACCGUCUACAAGGGUCUGGACACAGACACCUGGGUAGAAGUUGCUUGGUGUGAACUCCAGGACCGUAAGCUGACCAAAGCAGAGCGUCAGAGGUUUAAGGAGGAGGCAGAGAUGUUGAAGGGUCUUCAGCACCCCAACAUUGUACGUUUCUACGACUUCUGGGAGUCACCGGUCAAAGGGAGGAAGUGCAUCGUUCUGGUGACAGAGCUCAUGACCUCAGGGACACUAAAAACGUAUCUGAAGCGGUUUAAGGUGAUGAAGCCUAAGGUUCUGAGGAGCUGGUGUAGACAGAUCCUGAAGGGGCUCCACUUCCUCCACACCAGGGACCCUCCCAUCAUCCACAGGGACCUGAAGUGUGACAACAUCUUCAUCACCGGCCCCACCGGCUCCGUCAAGAUCGGGGACCUGGGAUUGGCUACCCUCAAGAGGGCCUCCUUUGCCAAGAGUGUCAUUGGCACCCCAGAGUUUAUGGCCCCUGAGAUGUAUGAGGAGCACUAUGACGAGGCGGUGGACGUCUAUGCCUUUGGCAUGUGUAUGUUGGAGAUGGCCACCUCAGAAUACCCUUACUCCGAGUGCCAGAACGCCGCUCAGAUCUACCGCAAAGUCACCAGCGGGGUGAAGCCUGCCAGCUAUGAUAAGAUCAGUGACCCAGAGAUUAAGGAGAUCAUCGGGGAGUGUAUCUGCCAUCGGCGGGAAGAGAGGUACAGCAUAAAGGACCUCUUGAACCAUGCCUUCUUUGCCGAGGACACAGGCGUGAGGGUGGAGCUGGCCGAAGAGGACGAUGGGAAAAAGAGUUCCAUCGCCCUGAAGGUGUGGGUGGAGGACCCCAAGAAGCUGAAGGGGAAGUACAAAGACAGUGGUGCCAUCGAGUUCACCUUUGACCUGGAGAAAGAGACCCCAGAGGGCGUGGCCCAGGAGAUGGUAGAUUCAGGCUUCUUCCUGGACAGCGAUGUGAAGAUUGUAGGAAAGUCCAUCAAGGAUCGAGUGGCUCUCAUCAAAUGGAGGAGGGAGCGAACCGUCCCUGCAGUCGAGACCCAGACCCUGCUACAGGUGCCCAGCAUGGGGGUACCACGACAGGGGGCGCAACUGGCCCCAGCAGAGCCAGAGGAGGCAGAAGCCGACCAGCCCCUUACCCUGAUCUGCAGCCUGCCCGCCCACGCCACCUCGACCACAUCUGAUGGUGCAGUGGGCCUUAUGGUGCUGUCAAAUGUUAAAAACGGUCAGCCCAGUGCCCCAUACCAGUCCAUCCCAGAGCCCAUCUCUACACCCCAGGUGGUCUACAGCCCCCCUGUGCAGCCCCAGGCCCAGCUGCACCAGGGAGCCUACCAGAAGCCCACUGCACAGCCUCCCCAAGUGGCCUACCCCUUAGCUACUACCACACAGCUUCAUCAGGUACCCUACCAGCAAGCUACCACUCAGCUGCACCACGGGGCCUACCAGCAACCUAAAGCACAGCUUCACCAGGGGGACUACCAGUCUCCACCUCCCAGUGCAGGGUGGAUCCAGGCCCAGGCCCAGGCUCAGCCAGCCUCUGCUCCAGCCACCCCAGGGCCUCCGAUACAUCAGAGCGGCCCCACGGCCCCACAGAGCUUCCCAGCUGCUGCCCCUCUCACCACUGUACAGGCACAGGCGCAGCCUGCUGUUACAGCCCAGCCCAGCCACGAGUUGUCUGCCAGCCAGCCUCUACCUCAGCAGUGCUCUGACAUCACCAUCAGUCUUGCCCAAUCAGCUGCCUGCCUGGGCAGCAAUGCUUCUACCCCUCUACAGCAGCCUUCCCAGGCCACGCCCCCUCUCCAGCCACUGCAGAUCAGCACACAGGUCCAGUCUGGUGGCCCUCAGGACCCCCAUGGAGAGGCUCAGGUGUCGGCCCCUGCUCCGCUCCACCCCGUCCAGCCUGCCAUCCUCUCCCCACCCUGGAGGGCCGAGGUGGUGGACCCCGAACCUGCUGCUGCAGCCGGGUCUGACCAGACUGUCCCUGAGAGCCCAGCCCGGGUCCCACGCCUGGCCCCGGUUCCAGCUGCAGCCCUGAAGCCCGCUGGCAUCCAGAUAGCAGCCCCAGUGCCUGACGGUUUCAGCUUGUCCACGACUCAGCAGAACCUGGACACUGCAUCUAUGUCCACCUCUUACCAACCUGAGACCAGCCAAGAGGAGCCACUGCAAGAGAAACCCAUGGCGUUUCACAGUUACCCAGGCUAUGACAGCUUCAACUCAGACGUGGCGUCGGGUAAGGAGAUGAGUGAUGGCUGCGAUGGCUCGGCCAGCGGCGGGAAGGGAGACGGGAAGACCCGGAAACACCACCGCAAAUCGGCCCGCACACGCUCCCGCCAGGAGAAGACCAACAAGCCCAAACUGAGCAUGCUCAAUGUGUGCAACACAGGCGAUAAGAUGGUGGAAUGCCAGCUGGAGACUCACAAUCACAAAAUGGUGACCUUCAAGUUCGACCUGGACGGAGAUGCUCCGGAGGAGAUAGCCAUUUACAUGGUGGAGAAUGGCUUCAUCCUGCCCAUAGAGAAGGAGAUGUUCAUUGACCAGCUAAAAGACAUCGUGGACAAGGCUGAGGACAUGCUGAGUGAGAACAUGGAGGGAGAGACGGCCUCCGCCCUGGGGGGCAGUCCCCAACUGGGACACAGCUCUGGGGGGCUGGGGGGAGAGAUUCAGCAGCCCGGAGCACACCAUCCUGCUUAUCAGCAGAAUGUGCUCCACACAGGGAAGAGAUGGUUCAUCAUCUGCCCAGUGGAGGAGCAUCCCACCUCCAGCCAGGAUGGAACUACAAACAUAACUGCUGAUGGGACUACAACUGCUCAGCCUGACAGGACUACAAUUGCACAGCCUGAUGGGAUUACGGUGCCUGGCCAGUCUGCUGAAGGUGGCACUGCAGGGACUGCUUCAGGCAGAGUAUCAGCGUCGUCCUCCAUAGCUAACUCAGUUUCUGGGGGGAGUGGAGGCUUUGCCUACGAGGGUUAUGGCCUCUGUAGCCCUCCCAUACUGUCCUCCACAGACCCUCUCCUCCUGGCCAUGUCCCAUGUCCCAGCCCCCUCUGGCCCCCCAUCUGUCCACCCAGGACCUCCUCCAGAGGGCCAGACCCACAGUUCUACCCUUCCCAGGGUGCAUCACACCCAGCCAGCCUCGGCUCCUCCAGUGGCCCCCUCUGGAGGUCGCCGCAGCUUCCUGUCCGGAGAGGAGCACCAGGGAGGAGGGCGUCUGGGUGCCAUCUCUCCCAUCCACGCUGCCCAGCAGAUGGCAGAGAUGGCGUGCACUGCCUCCAUGGUGGAGGAGGUGCCCUGUUGCCCGCUGGUCAUGCCCCUGUCCCUGAACGUGAGUUGUGAUGCCCAAGGGAGCUCAACUCCCCUCACCCCUCUGCCCCCCCAGGACCCCCCUACUUCCUCAGCCAGAGAGUCCCUACAACUCUCCUACCCCUCUGUUUCCCGCGGCGACCGCUCCCAGCAGCCCGUGGUGCUCCAUCAGCCUUUCUCUUCAGUGGGCGGAGCCAAGGCCCCCUCGUUACCCCAGAGCCCGGCUCCCCACCAGCACACGGCAGGGGGGCCCAGUGAGUCGGACGGGGAGGGUCGAGGGGUGGGGGGUCGGGGGGGCUUUGUGGACAGCACCAUCAAGACUCUGGAUGAGAAGCUGAGGAACCUGCUGUACCAGGAGUACGCUCCCAUGUACCCAUCAGGCACUGCUGCGGAGACACCCGGCUCGGGGACAGAGUACGUCCAGUCCCCUCCUGGGCCCGACAGUGCCACCCUGGGGUCAGGAAACAGCACACCUGGACCCAUGGGGGAAGGGCGCUACCGGACAGGGGAACAGCUGCCUCAGAUCCCAGAGAGGAUGGACAGUUUAAGCGCGUUGAGUGAUUCUGCCAUGUGUGCCCCCAUGUCUAGGAGAAAGAACAUACUUCACUCUACCUCCUGCUCUGGUUCGGGCUCCAGUGGCCGGUCUAAGAUGAUCAUAGGCCCUCCUGACAUGGUGACGCGAGGAGAGCUGAAGCAGAGGAGUUGGAGCAGCGCUGCCUCCCCAGCACAUCCUGCUGGCCACUCAGACCACCGCAGCAGUGCCCAGGCAAUGGCCAUGGCCCCCUCCACCACCAUCGGACGCUUCUCCGUGGUCAGCACCGAGGACGAGGUCACCCUGAGGACCCGCAGCAGCCGCUACUCUGCGCCGCCCGACUUCUACCUGGAUACACCCCCCUCCAUGGCCAAACGGGCGUCACUGCCGCGCGCCUCCACUACCACUUCCAUGUCUGUCGAUGUUACGGUCCACGCACACCCACGCUUCCUGUCGUCAGACUCGGGGGCGGAGAGUAGUCCCGCCAAGCUGGCCCCGGCCACACCUUCACGGCACGGCCACUCGGGGGAGCGGAGAGGAAGUGACCUCAUGAAGAGGGCGGUGGCCUUCCUGCGCCGUUCGGGCCGUCGCAGUAGUAGUGUGCAGAGCUCUGAUUCGCCGAGCCGGCAGGGGGGCGUGCACGGCUCGGCCUAUGUCAGUAGUGACAACGACUCCGAGAUGGAGGACUCGGAUAUGAAGAGAGAGCUGACCAGACUCAAGGAGAAGCAUUUGAAGGAGAUUUCGGAGCUGCAGUCCCACCAGAGAGGGGAAAUAGAGCUGCUGUACCGAAGGCUGGGUAAAGCCACUCCACCCCCACUAGGUUUCUCCCACACAGCUCCCCCCAAGCGGAAGAGCAAGCACAAGCACAAACUGAAGGCUGGCAAACUCCUCAGUCCUCUGGUACAACAGCUGAGGAACGUCACCACCAAAACCAGUGAUUCUAGCAAAACCAGUGAGCCUACAGUGAGUCUGAACGGGUCUCCGGCAAAAGCUCCAGUUCAGUCAGACAGCAAAGCCCAUUCAGGUACCAGUCACCUGGCUACCUCCAUCUCUGAGCCCGUCCAGACCCAGCAGCCCUGCUCCCUCAAGGGUUCCCUCUCCUCAGACAACAUUUACGCUGGAGCUGGACUACACGGAGAGGGGACAGGUCCACAGACUCCACCAAGCCAAGGGUCAACUCUGAAACGGCUCUGCCUUGGUAAAGAGCGUGGUAGGGGGACUGGAUCAGGCUCAGGUGCAUCCAACCAGCCGUCCCAGCAACAGACAGCCAGCUCCACCCCUCCUCCCCACCAGCCAAUAGCAGGGUUGGCCCAAGCCCAGGCCAACAACAGCAACAACAAGACAGGCACCUUCACUGGCGCUUACCCUGGCGCCUACAUAGGCUCCUAUGCAGGGUCCUUCACAGACGACCUCCACAGACUGGUGGAUGACUGGGCCAUGGAGGCCCUGGCUGUCUCCUGGCGGCCACGGCCCAGUUCCCUCAGCUUCAGUGGGCAGCCUCGUUGGAACGACGACCCCAUGGGGCCCAGAACCAGAGCCAGACUGGCCAGCGCUCCAGAUGCACCUGCCAGGACAGCCCCUGGCUGUGAAGGCCCCCAGCUCUCCCUGUCAUGGCCGAUGAUUGACAGCCAGGCCCAGGGGUCAGUGAUGAGGACCAGCUCCCCGGGACAGGCAGGGUUCCAUCCUAGCUAUAUGGUGGCCCAUCCAGCCCCAGACCUGUUUGGGGGGCUGCCACCUUCGCCUCUCUCACCCUUCUGUGUAAGCCAGUGGCCUGAGCUGCUGUCCUCCUUGGGUUCAGGGGUGUUUGCUUUCUCKAUCGUGCCCCCAGCCUGGGGCACCCCGACUUCCGCCCCUGCUCCACCCUACGAGCCCCCCGACCCCAAAACCAGGACCCUCUAAUCCUCUAACCCUUGUAGCAUCAUGUCUUCCAACUAUGUUACCAAAAAAUAAGUCAUAUGUAGUUAGAGCUGUGGUCAACUCUACGCACAGUAUGUAAACUGUAUAUAUUUAACCAGCAUGUAUGUAUAUAGUAAGCAUUUGUAUAUAUAGCCCAUAUAUGUUAUCAAUGUGUGUGACAUUAUCAACCUCAAUUUACAUACCUCAUAUGUAUGUACAUAAGGGACAUAUGUAUAUUUUAUCACCUGUGUGAAUGUGCUGUAGUGUAUAUAAGGUGUGUAAUACAUUCAUUAUAUUUGCAUAAUCCAUUCGUUGUAUAAUCCAACAUUUGUUUGUGCAUAUAAGCUUUCUGUGUAUUGAAAUGAUCUAUUUCUAUAUCAUUCAUUCCUACUGUAAGUCUUUGUACAUAAACGGUUCAUGUUUGUGUGUUUAUCACCCAUAUGUGUGUAUGUGUACCCCUGUGUGUGUGUGUGUUUUUGUGAGACAUGUUGGACACACACUGUUAUCCAUAUGUACAGUAGGGGCUGCAGGGCUCUGUCCUAACCCAGAAGAGAGCCAUUCACCAUCUUGCCGUCACUGUGAAGCCUUGUCACCCUGGUUACCAGCCUGGUCACAAGCCUUGUUACCCAGGUCACCAGCUGUGUCACCCUGGCUAACAGCCUGGUGACACUGUUGGUUUCCCUGGUUACUAGCCGUGUCACCCUGGUUACCAGGACCGUCUGSUUUAUUACUCUGAUAUUUAUGUUGUAAUAUACUUCCUUCAUUCUCAUUGAAACUCUUACAACGCUAGUGCUUGAARUAGUCCUAAGAAAUGUGGAAGAACUUGAACUUAACCUGCAGGAGAAAUAUCCUGCAAGAGUGCCUUGAACAGUAGUWUCAGUUAAUUCUAACACAAGCAUGAGGCCGUUUGACUUAAGUUAGGAUAAUGGGGUCAUAUUAUGUUUGUGGUUUUGUCUUUAAAAAGGUACUAGGUAUAUUUGUGUGAAUGUUAUAUUUAGGGGGAAAAAAACAGGUUGGUUAUAUUCAGGUUGCCAAUUUAGAAUGUUGGCAGUAUGACCAAGUUAUUGGUUGUUUUGUGAAUAUUAUAAUAACAUUAUCUAAUGUAGUACUGUAAGAUUCACACAGUGCACUGAGGCUAUGUGUUGGCCUCUUUGUACAGAGGCUUCUACAAAGCAGUAGCUAUACGAUUUUGCUCCACUGACCACGGCCUGCAUGAACACACACGAAAGCUUGCACAGGAUAAGUGCAAGAGUUAGGGGCAUUCUCCGGGKGAUAGCUAGUGUUACUUGGCGGUCACAAAACAGUGGAUAUUUCAUACUGUACUGUAUGCGUAGAACUAAAGGGUUUCUCGGUAUGUACAUUCCUAUAGUAUGCCUUAUUGUAGGUUUGGAUCAUUCACCUGUGUGGUUUCAGUAUUAAGGGGGUCAUUCCACGAAUAGUGCCUUUCAUGGCCUUGUGACAUUGUGUGUGUGUGUACAUUUUUAUAAAACACGUAAUUUAACAGUUGGUUCACAUACUUUUCCGCUCCUACUAAGCUAAACACGCAAUUUAACAGUUGGUUCACACAAGUCCAAUAGUAGCAUGUUUUCAUGAAAGUAAAUACGUUGUUUCCUCUGAAAAUUCCCAUUUUGGCAUGUCCCACAUCAUGUUUGACAAUUUUAACCCACUUCACCACAAAACAGUCCCAAAGUUUUCACCAUCAUUGUAAAGCCGUAGUUAUUUUCUUGCUUUGACCAAGUACCAAUGGGUCCCUCAGGUUUAAGGUCAGCCCUGUUACAUGAACUGAACUCUCCUUUAAAAAGAAAAAUGUAACAUCUAAUAGUCAAACAUAGUGUAAAAGCAGGUGAGCUGGUUCCCCUCUUUUUGUCCAUUUCCAGUGUUUUGUGGUGGAAAACUGAGCGAGUCGAUCAUAACACGUCAGCCUCGUUACCCCUAGACAGAUAGGCUACACAUUWGUUAACAAGUUCACAUUUUUGGUUAACCUUGCAUUGAAUUGCGCCUCUCUGUUCCAUACCUCCUGAGUUAUGGCUUAAUUAAGAUGAAAUCGCCGACGCUUUUACUUUAAUUGGCACUUUUACAGCCAUUUCUUCUCUGAGAUUGGAAAACGUGUUUUUAUGUAGUUUAACAUUUCCUCUUUAUGACAGAAAUAAAUAUAUAUAUUUCUUUGUAUUAUUACACUACUGACAAGGCACUCUAUUCKUGGAAUGACACAAGUAUGGGUUUUGUUCAUUUUGUUUAGGGUUAAUGCACAGUACCGUAUGACAUAUAUGAAUGUUAGAGGCCGGUAUGAUAUAUAAUGAUUUGUAAUCUAUUGCAUGACCUUAACAAGUUGACUCGUCUAAAGCCCAUGUAGUAACCAACGGAUAAAAUGUGCAUUUCAUACAGUAUCUGUGGAGGUUGUUGGUUAAAAAAGUCAAUGUUCAAUAAGGAGUUAGAUCAUUGAUGUAAGAUCAGUCAUAAGCUGUAUUAUAAGGAUAACAAGUAUACACUUAUACAGUAACUAAUGUAGUGCUGUGUGUUGAUGACAGAGACGGGGCUAUGUCUUCUAACUGCACAGUUCUUCCACUUUAGUCUUCUGAGAUGAUCAGAAUCACAAGACCAGCCUAGUGUGUAUCAAUCAAUACUUCUUUCAUUUUGGUUUUGUGUUGUAUGACGCAAUCAUUUAAAUCCAGUAUAACACACAUCAUCUUGUACAAUAAUAUCUAUCAACAAAGUUCAGAAAUCACAUGACCCAAACAAUCCCAGCAAACGCUCCAUACCCGGAAUGUGRGAUAAAUAGUGUCUGUCACUACUACACGCAUUCAGCCAAUAGCUUCCUUUGCCAACCAGUUGGCAAUUCUUGGAUAUAAAUCAUUUACUUGUUAUGGUUUGAAGCCCUUUCCUAACUGUAYAGUCGUUCAGUCAGUUCAGUUUGAAUUGAACUUUUGUAGACGAAUAGUGCAGAAUGUUCUGCUCUGAAUCCAAUCUUCCAUCCCAUGCAAAGCGAGACUUGUGUUCUCUGUAAACAGCAUCUGGCCUAUGCAGCUAUUGACAGGACUCAUCAUGCGCUCACUAUACACAGCAAGGCUUUCUCUGAACUCUGAUCUGUGACGCUUGCACUAGAAGCUCUGCUCUCUGUACGAUUGCUUUUGCCUAGCUUAUACUCUCCCUGCACUUUCCUGACACACUGGUCAGUAAGCGCUCAUCUCGCUCACAAAGAUUGUACAUAUUUGAAGACAGAAAUAAAUAAUAAACUUGUUUUUGCUUGACAA